AUGCUGGAUGGCCCGUUAUUCUCCGAGGGGCCCGACAGCCCCCGGGAUCUCCAGGAUGAGGAGUCGGGCAGCUGCCUCUGGGUGCAGAAGUCCAAGCUGUUGGUGAUUGAAGUCAAGACUAUUUCCUGUCAUUACAGUGGUCGCGUCCCUUCUCGACAGUCCAUGGACAUCCAGGCCAGCUACUGGGCCCGUGGGCCCCAGAGCCGCACGUGUAGGCUGCGCCCGGGAUCCCCGGAGCCGCCACCCCGCCGACCCUGGGCCACCAGGGUGCUGCAGGAGGCGACCAACUGGCGGGCGGGGCCCCUCGCCGAGGUCCGAGCCCGGGAACAAGAGAAAAGGAAGGCGGCGUCGCAGGAGCGGGAGGCCAAGGAGACCGAGAGAAAAAGGCGCAAGGCUGGCGGGGCCCGACGGAGUCCCCUAGGUCAGCCCCGCCCAGAGCCCCGGAACGCCCUUCGGGCGGCCCAACCAACCGGGUUCCCAGUUUUCUCCAGACCCGAGCGCUUCGGGCAGGUGGGGCGAGCGCCCCGUCCAUCCGCGUUCCCGCAGAGUGACCCAGGGGUGGCGUGGGCAGGGCCAUGGGGAGGUAGGAGACCAGGGCCCCCUAGCUAUGAGGCUCACCUGCUGCUGAGAGGCGCUGCAGGCACAACCCCAAGACGCCGCUGGGACCGGCCGCCACCCUAUGUGGCUCCACCUUCUUACGAAGGCCCCCACAGGACCCUGGGGACUAAGCGAGGCCCGGAGCUCUCCCGGGCGCCCACCUCAUCAGCCCCAGUUCCAGCCACCACCAGGACAGAGGCAGGGCGCACGAAGAAGAGGCUAGAUCCUCGAAUCUACCGGGAUGUUCUAGGGGCUUGGGGUCUCAGACAGGGACGGGGACUCUUAGGAGGAGCUCCAGGCUGUGCAGCGGCCAGAGCCAGGCCAGAGUCCUGCAAAGGGCCGAUAGAGAAAAGCUCGGGCCUAGCUGCUGCUGGCCUGAACAGUUGUGGCGACGGCCAUCCCCAAGCCAAAGCUACUGGCAGUUCAGGCACCAAGGCAGCUCCCGCUGGGUCUACCAUCCGCACCCCGCCAUGUCCUGCUCCCAGGUCCAGGCAGCACCUCAAGGGCUCAAGGGAAGGGAAAGAAAGAAGUGAAUGUAUUUGGCUUCCCAAGUCUUGGCUUUCCUCCCCUAAAAAGCCUCCAGUUAGACACAGCCAGACUCUCCCCAGACCCUGGGCUCCUGGAGGCACCGGGUGGAGAGAGUCCCUGGGUCAAAGAGAGGGGACAGAGCAUGAAACCCUGGACGUCUGGAAGGCGACCCGCCGCGCCCACACCCUGCCCCGCAGUUCCCGAGGCCCCUCUGGUAGAGAAGGCAUCUUUGUCAUUGACGCCACGUGCGUGGUGAUAAAGUCCCAGUAUGUUCCGACCCCUCGCACCCAGCAGGUGCAGCUCUUGCCCUCUGGGGAGCCGUGCAUUGUGAGCGACAGCCCCGGGCAACCCCAGCCCUGCCAGGAGGAGGGCGAGGGGGUCAAGGCCAAUCCCUCAGCUUGCCAGAAGCUGCCGGUGAGCAGUCGUAUCCUAAACCAGCCGGGCGGGGGGCGCGAGUGCGAAGCUGAGGGAGGAGAGCAGGGCGAUUCUUCCCUGGAGGACCGCGCCUCCCGCGUUUUAGGGUUCCCUGUCGGCGGCGAAGCGAACCUACGAGACGCCCCCACGCAGCCAGGUAGCCCUGAGCACCCGGCCUUGGGCCCAGCGGCUCCGGGCUGCGCGGGCAGCGGGAAGAGCUCGGAAGCGGCCGGGGUCCUGCGGCGCACGGGCGGGGGCUGGCCGCGGACUCCAGGACCCUACGCCGGGGCGUUGCGGGAAGCCGUGUCCCGCAUCCGCCGCCACACCGCCCCGGAUUCGGACUCGGACGAAGCCGAGGAGCUCAGCGUCCAUAGUGGCUCCUCUGAUGGAAGCGACACAGACGCCCCAGGCGCCUCCUGGCGGAAUGAGAGGACCCUGCCUGCGGGUGGAAACACCCGGCCCAGGGAAGGCGGGAAGACAGCCGGGCUGAGCGACCGUAUCCGGGAGACUCCAGAUGUCAUCGGUCAAACCGAGGAAGGCCUCUUCGGAGAGGACACCAGGAAAACGCCACAGGGGAAGCGAGAGAGAGAGUGA
This is a messenger RNA of Peromyscus eremicus (cactus mouse), 2133 nucleotides long. It is a transcript of the gene Ddn, whose product is annotated as dendrin. The transcript has 2 exons. The coding region runs from base 1 to 2133 and encodes 710 amino acids. The record is from RefSeq and is a predicted model, not a curated record. Lineage: Eukaryota; Metazoa; Chordata; Mammalia; Rodentia; Cricetidae.